AUGUCCCGGCUGCCAUUCCUCCCAGCCCGCAAUUCGCGACACCGCAUCGCCGCCCUCUCCCUGUACCGCGCGCUUCUCCGAUCCGCAGACAAGAUAGCCUUGCCGACCGACGUACGCGGGGCCGAUUCGAAACAUGCCAUCGGUCGCAUGAUCAAGAAGCAGUUCCUCAAGAACCGCCAGCUCACAAGCUUCCGGCUGGUGUACGCCUCCAUAGCAGCCGGGUACAAGUUCCUCUCGCUCUUCGCCAAAGCACACAACUCCUCGUCUCCCGAGUACGCGCAGCUCCUGGCGUACCUUCGUGCCCGCCCUGCCAGAGGCUCGGCUUGCCGGCCUCGCCAGGUCCUUGGAAAGCCGGAAGAACCGGCUCGCGAACCAUUCCUCAAAAACGUAUCCGGUAGCGACGAACCCCGCUACGUCACGACUAUGGGCCCGGGCACCUUGAAAGGGCGUAUCCCGCAUCUGUGCGCCACAGCGGACGGUCAACCGUUCAUACGACUCCGAAAACCUCAACCUCGGGCGCUGUCAAAGAUGGUUGGUAGGAAAGGGGAGAUUUUCCGGACAAAAAUGGCCAAAAUGAUGGCAGCCACCGAGGAGCUCGCACAGGAUGCUGCCCUGGAAGAUGACUGGGAUGACUUGGUAGCUGAGCAAAGGAGCAGGGAGGAGUCGACUGCCAAAGACGCUCAAGCCCCUGUGCGGCCAGAGUACCCGAGCACAUUUACCUGGACUGCGCAACUCACACGUUUGUGGUGGGAGUGGCAGAUUGAAAAGACGUGGCGGGAUUGGAUGGCUCGAGGCGAGGCACUGCAUAGAUUCGUCCAAGCGGAACAGAAGCACCUAGACGAAUUGCAGAGCAAUAAGGACUUGAUAGCAUCACCGCCACCAUCUGCUUCUUCUUCGUCUUUUUCUUCUCUUUCCUCUCCUUCCUCUCCUUCCUCUCCUUCCCCUCCUUCCUCUACUACUAGAACAUCGAGGAAUCGCAAGACCCCAUCACACGAGCGAGAUGCAUAUGUUCCGAACGUUGGCGCAAAUCCUACUCCGCCGUUCCCACUAAUAGCUUCCAUCAAGUUAUACGAGCAACGUGGCGGCAAGAACUUGUAUCAUGAUACGGGGAAUGGUGCUGAUCCCUUCCUUGGACCACAUUGGAACGCCUUGGUGCACAUGGAGAAGGCGAGACUACUGAAAUGGACAGCGAGGGGGCGCUCUGCAAGUAAAAGGAAUGGCUACUCAAGUAGCACCUGUUGA
This is a messenger RNA of Ustilaginoidea virens, 1242 nucleotides long. RefSeq lists its product as uncharacterized. The coding region runs from base 1 to 1242 and encodes 413 amino acids. NCBI's taxonomy places the organism in Eukaryota, Fungi, Ascomycota, Sordariomycetes, Hypocreales, Clavicipitaceae. The transcript has 2 exons. The record is from RefSeq and is a predicted model, not a curated record.